AUGGCUUUGAGAAGCAAAGUUUGUGUCAAGUUAUUUUGCACCGCUGAAGCGCAACUGCGAGGGAAACAGUUGAUCAAUAGGCCUUGCAUGGAGAGGCUGGUUAUGAGGUCUGUGGUGAGCUUUGUUGGAUAUCAUGACGGAAAUCGCUGUGGAUACUGCAAGAGCUCUGAAGCCAUUAGAGCUAGUGUCGGGAUUUGGGCUUACCAACUAAACUUCUCUGAUUAUAAUGGUCUACUAGAUAGAGGCAUGAGAAGAUCUGGGAAGUACGUUUACAAGCCAAUUAUCGAAAGGACUUGUUGUCCGCAAUAUUCUAUCAGGUGCGUAUCGAAAAUUAAGUUUGAUUUGUAUGAGGAUUAUGAACUGGAUACUGGAGUUGCCCUACUCCAAAACCAUUUUAGGCUUGAUGUGGAGAAAUUUUAUUUGUCGAAGUCACAAAAAAAGGUUUUACGGCAAAUGAAUGAGUUCCUAAUGUUUGACAAAAGGCCGAAGUUGGUGGUAGAGGAAGCAGCACUUAGAAGCGAAAAAGUACCAGUAAUGUGGAAUAAAGAAGUAUCUUUGGAUAAGCUGAUGGCAGGGAAAGAGGGAAAUGAGUUACCAAGCUCAUCUAAACGGAAUCUCGUUCACGGGUCAGGAGACCUUAUUUCUUCACCAAAUGCAAGGAGAUGUGGAUUGAAAAAGAAAUUUUUACGUAGAGAAAAAGCCUUUGAAAGGAUGCGUAAGAAAGGAAUUGAUGUUGAGGAGGCAAAAGUAGAAGGCGCUAGACGCAAAACUGUAGAGUCAUAUAUCAGUCAAUAUGAUUCUCGCACUGCUGUUCACAAGCUGGAAAUAAAUUUGCUGCCGUUAGGAUCUGAUAGUUAUCGAGCUACUGAAAACGAAAGUUAUAGACUUUUUAAAAAAUAUCAGGAAACAGUCCAUAAUGAUUAUGAAUCUUCAAAAGAAGGAUAUGAUCAGUUUGUGGGGUGUACGCCAUUAGAACAGUGUGAUGGUUUAUUUGGGACGUACCACCAGCACUACCGGGUAGACGGAAAGUUAAUUGCAGUGGGGGUCAUUGACAUCCUCCCUCGUUGCCUUUCCUCUAAAUAUUUCUAUUAUGAUCCGGACUACAGUUUUUUAAGCAUGGGGACAUAUUCUGCUUUGAGGGAAAUUGCUUACACCAGAGAGUUGUCAAAGAAAGUACCGGAGUUGCAUUAUUAUUAUAUGGGGUAUUAUAUCGAGUCUUGUCCAAAAAUGCGCUACAAAAGUCGUUUCCGACCUUCUGACCUUUUAUGUGAUACGAGCUUUACAUGGGUUCCUUUUGAAGAGUGUAGGGACGAACUGCGGAAACACGAAAGAGUAUUGGCGUUUGCAAAAAACGUGCCUCCCCCAACUCCUAUCCCACUUGGCUCUGUGUUAUGCAUGUAUAAAAGAACGGUGAUGACUUACUCGCAGCUGUUAAAGCGCCCUGGUUUCAUCGAGACGUGUGAUUAUAUGGAGGAGUAUGCAAAGCUUUUGGGGCCUUUAGCGCAAGAAAUCAUACUCCUUCGGACUUUCUGA
This is a messenger RNA of Enterobius vermicularis (human pinworm), 1533 nucleotides long. The record is from the annotation of a GenBank genome assembly. NCBI's taxonomy places the organism in Eukaryota, Metazoa, Nematoda, Chromadorea, Rhabditida, Oxyuridae.